AUCCUCCAGCAUCGCAAGUCGGCGGCCAUCCAUGGAACUCAGAAAAUCGAAAUGGCAGCUUUACUUACUGACGACGUAACAUCGCUGCAAAUCGGUAUAACGGUGCCCGGUGUGUUUGAAUGUGAUCUAAACUGGGGUGGUUUCCAGGAAGCUGAAGAAGGUAUUGAAAGGAGUCCAGUUGUAGUCAACAUCAAUGAACGAAGUCCCUCGUCAAGUGGACUAGAGUCUUCCGACGAGCGGCCAACCAUUCCCACGUACAACGAGAAUGAACAGCUCCUUGGAGAGGAGGAGGAGGAGAAGAAAGUCGAAGUUCAGUGCGAUUUAUGA
Messenger RNA from Dibothriocephalus latus, 327 nucleotides. Lineage: Eukaryota; Metazoa; Platyhelminthes; Cestoda; Diphyllobothriidea; Diphyllobothriidae. The record is from the annotation of a GenBank genome assembly.